AUGAAAGCAUUUUCUAUUUUGUACAAACUAAAUGGGAAUAAAAGAAAUAAAAAUGAUGAAAUAUUAUUUUUUUCCCUAUAUGCUAAUAAACUCUAUUUUUACAUUGGCUCAACAAAUGGAAGAAUAUAUAUUUUUAAGAAAAAGGAAACAUGUUUAUUUGGAUACCUUCAUUUUGUAAAUCUAAUUAAAAGCCGAACCUCCGAAGUUAUUACAAAGAUUUUUGUUGUAGACAAGUUUAAGUUGCUCAUUCAUGGGACAAGCAAUGGCGACAUAUUCCUCAUAAAGGGAAAUAAAUUAAUAACAGGCAAGGAAGUAGAAGGAAAAAGUUUGAAAAAAAAUAUUUAUAUGCUAAAAAAUAAAUAUCACAAAAGUAGUAUAAGUAGUAUUAACAUAUUAAUAAGUGAAAAGAAUCAAUUGAUAUACUUAUUUAUUGGGGAUUUAGACGGGAUAUUGUCAUGUUUCAUUUUAAAUGAAAAAUUAAAAAUAGAAAAUGAUGAAGAUUGCAUAUUACUUAUUGAUAAAAUGAAUGGUUCAAUUAAUAAUAUCGAAAUAUCGAGAAAUAAUAUUUUAGUUACAUGUGAAAAAUAUAAUACAAUUAUUAGUUUGGAAGAUGUUAUUUUAAAAAGAGAAAAGAAAAUAAAUAGUUUUAAAAAUAUAGGGAAAAAGGAAAAUAAAAAUUAUUAUAAAUCUGUAUUUUUAAAAGCAAAAAAAAAAAAAAUAAAUACUAAUACAAUAUUAAGUUUACGACAAAAUGGGCGUAUAUGGUUAAGUAAAGAUGAAAAGGUAAUAAAUACUUUAGUUUUUUAUUAUCCUUCUUAUUAUUUUUUUUAUCUUUUUUUUUUCAACAUACCCCGUUAUAAUAAUACUAGCCAUAAUACAACAAGCGAUCAAACCGAAAAUGUUUUUUUUUCUUUUGAUUUUUAUAAAAAAUAUUUUAUUAAUAAUAAAUAUUUUAUUACAAUAAUACAUGAGAUAUUGGAAAAAUUUACAAACUUUAAUUUAUUAUUAAAGCCCAAUGCAAAUGUUUGUUACAAAUUUACAAAUUCACAUUUUAUUCUGUUUGAACAAACAAAUCCUUUUUCCUAUUUUUUAAAUAAACAUAAAAAUACACACACAGCUAGCGGUCUUUCAUAUUAUGAAGAAAAAAAAAAAAUGGAUGAAGAAAGUUUAGCUAAAGAUAUAAAUAAUAUUCGAAAAUUUAUAAAUGAUAAAUUACAAGAUGAGUUGAAAAAAAAUGAAUUAAAAAAUGAAAGAAAUAACAACAUAAUCGAAUGUCUAUCUUUUAUUCUGAACAAUUUAAAUGAUACAAAAGAAAUACUAAACAGGAUUAAAACUAAAAAAAUAUUUAUAAUUAACAUUAAAACGAUACAUAUAGAAGAGAUAAUGAAUUUAAAUGCAGGGGUUUUGUGUGUAAAGGGAAGAAACAAAAUAGAUGAAGUAAAUAAUACUACUUCUCUAAGUUCUAUAGAUGAUAAAAAUAGUAAACAUAGCCAGACAAAAGAAAAUCCCAAUACAUAUACCACAUCAUUAAAUUGUGCAUACAAAAUGGGAAACACAAUUGAAAAUAUAAAAAAGUAUAAAGACUACUUACUCCAUGAUACAAUAAUUGAUUCUAUAAAAAUUGAAAACAAAUUAUAUAUGUUAUAUUAUAGUGAAAGUAUAAAUAAUGAUAUAUAUUUUAAUUUUAAUAUGAAAGAAAGUAUGCAUGUUUAUCCUAAUUACUAUCAAAGUGAUGUCUAUAAAGAAGAAGUAAAUAAUAAUCGAAGUAGGAACGGACUAAAUUUUUAUUUAUGUGAAAUUUACUUUGAACAAGAUUAUGAAUUAAUAAAAUAUAUAAUUUACCAUAUUAAAAAAAAGAAAAUAAACCAACUAAACAAAUCGAAUCUUUUAAUUUUUUACUUAUUUAUAAAUAUUUUUCAAAACUGUAUAAAAGAUGAAAGAAAAGAAACGGGCUCAAAAUAUUAUGACUCCAGUUUUUUUAAUUUUAUUGAAAAGGAUAUAAAUAGUUAUGACAACAUAGUUACUGUUUCAACUUUUGAAAGUGCUAAAAAUAGUCUAGCAAACAAUAUAGAACGUAUAAAAAUAAAUACUGAAAAAAUAUUUAAUCAAUCGAAAAAUAGUAAAAACGAUAAGAGUAAUAUUUUAUUAACUGAUAAAAGUUGUAUAUAUCAAAAAGACUUAUUUUUUUUUUGUAAUAAUACAUACAAUAUUAGUGGUAAUAUAUUUCUAUUUUUCCAUUUUAAUAUUAAAAAAAUAAAAAAAUUAUAUAAAAUAUUAAAAGUUGUUAUAGAGAGAUAUAAAUACAUUUUUCAAAAUAUUAUAGCUAAUGUAGUAUUUCCAAAUAUUGAUAAAACAUAUUUUAAAAAAAACAACAAUAACUUUCUUUUAAUUAAUCAAGAGGAUAUAAAAAAUGGAGACUUAUUUAUUAAGUUUAUUCAAAAUGAUCAAUAUUUAUUAUUCCAAAUCUUAUAUUAUUUUUAUAUUUUUAUAUACCUAGAAAUUAUAAUUUCAAAUUACACACAUAGAAAUAAUAAUGCAUUUACAAAUUUCCCAAUUCUUUCAAACCAACAUCCAAAUAAGUCGCCAUCAAAUGAGUAUGUCCAAAAUGGAAAAAAAAGCAGCAAUCUAAAUAAUAGCACCUCUAAACAUUGCAACUUAUAUAUUGUACAGGUUGAAAAAUCAAAUAACGUCCCCAUAAAAAGUAAACAAAACAAUUUGCAUGUCAUAGGGAAGUGUGUAAAAUAUAGAUCGAGUUAUAAAAUCCGUAAUAGGAGUGAUACAAAUUUAGAGAAAAAUAUUUGCCUGUAUAAUUAUCCUGAAAUCUGUGAAGAAAAAUAUUUAUUUUUUAAAAUUAAAAACCGUAUCACUACUAAAUCGAUGGAACUAUAUCGAAAUAUAAAUUCUAUGCUUGUCUUACAAUUUUUUAAAAUGAAAGAAGACAAAAAGAAAAAACUUAUUAUGAUUUAUAAUAAUAUUAAAUUUUUAAAUCGAAAAAAAAAAUAUAUAAUUAAGAAAAAUUCUUUAUUAAAAUUAGUAAAACAAAAAGCAGGAAAAUAUGCAAUUUAUCUUACUACCACUAUGAGUAAAGCUAAUAAUUUGGAGAGCAAAAAAAAUAAAAACAACACUAAUAUACCUGGUCAUAAAGUAAAUGAAAUAAAAGGAGUCACUAAUUUGAACGCUUUACCUUUUAUUCCUAGACCUACAAGUUUGAGAAGUAAUAAAUGUAAUAUCAAACAUUUUGAUAAUAUUCUUAAAACAAUUUUUUUAAUAAAGAAUAUUAAAAAGGAGAGAAAUAAUAUAACUAAUUUAGAGUAUAUAAAAAAAUGUCUAACUAUACAAGACUUGUUUAAAUUUACAAAUAAAUUAUAUUUAUAUAAAAAAAUAUUACAAGGAGUAUAUAUUAUUAAUAUAAAUGAAUAUAAACAAUUAUAUGAAUAUUUAUUUUUAUUUGAAAUUUUUUCACCAUUUUUUUAUAACAAUAUGUGGAUAUAUUCUUUUUGCGAAAAUUUAAAUAUAAACAAUCAAAAGUGUAAAGAAGAAAUGGAUAGAAAUAAUUAUAAACAAAAUGACGUACCUAAUCAAGAACAAAAUUAUUAUAAACGGUCUAUAAAAUUUAUAGCAAAUACAGAUAUACAAUACUAUCAAAAAUUAAAUGAUCUAAUUCAAAGUAAUAAUAUAUUUUUGAUAGAUAUUUUAUUAGGAAUAUAUAAUAGUAUAACUACUGAGCAAUAUGUUAAUCCUAAAUUUGUUUUUAAAAAAUUUUGUAAUUUUAAUUAUUUAUGUGAUUAUAUUAAUUAUAUUAAAAUAAAUAAAAAUAAUUCUAUUUUGGAUAAUAGUGAAAAAAAAAAAUAUUUACGUUUGUGGAGUUAUGACCCAGACAAGUUUGAGAAAGAAAAUGAAAUGCAAGCCCAUAUAUACUUUUGUAAAAAAAGUAAAACAAAAUCAAACACUUUAGAAAAAACUAACAAUUUUACACCAUCAAAUGUGAACUUACUAAAACAAAAAAUUAAAAAAGUUAAAAAAAUGCAAGUAAAUAUGUAUGCUACCCAUUUUGACGACACAUUAAAUGAGUAUAUUAACCUGAGAAAUAGUAUUUUUUUAAAAAAAAAAAAAAAUGAAUAUAGUAGAUUAAUAUAUUUUAAAAAUUUAGACUUGUUUAAUUUUAUUAAGAUUGCCUAUUUUUUAUGCAAAGCUAAAUUAGAGAAACAUUUAUAUUUAAAAAAAAAAAAAAUAUGGAGAGAAAUACCGAGAAAAUAUUAUAAAUUUUUUCAAAAUAAAUAUGACAAUACUGAAAAGAUUGAUAUAUGUAAAAACGACUUUAAAAGCUUAUGUUGUAAUAAUAAAUUAUGCUACUGCUUAUGUUGUUUUAGCAUUUGGAGGAAAACAAAAACAACAUCAAGUUGGUGUAAUGUAUUUAAUUUGUAUGGCAAAUAUUCCCGUGUGUGUAAAAGACGGGUACUAUAUAAGCACUACAAAAGUAAAGAUAGUAAUAGUUACACAAAAAUAAAAAAGAAAAAGAAAAAGGAUAGCAUAAGAUAUGGCCAUAAUGAAUGGAAUGAAAAAAUGUGUGUUGAAUUACUGGAAUAUAUUAGUAAAAGAGAUAAAAAAAGUUUGAAAAAAAAAAAAAUAAAUAUUUUAUAUAAAUUGUUCUAUAUUUUAGUAGAACUGAAAUGGAAAAAAACCAUGUUGUUAUUUUUAAAUAUUUUUAAAAAAUACAAAUCAAAAGAGUUACUAUUUUUGCUAUUACUACUAAUUAAGAGUCCAUUUAAAAACAAAAUUAAACAAGAUGAAAAUAGUUGGAGAAAAAAAGAAAUUUACAAAAGUUGUAAUUACACAAAACUAUUCAAAAAAUCUAUCUACCAUUUCUACAAUAAUUACACUACCAUUUUAAGGAAUAAAACAAAUUUUGAAAACAAUGCAAUGAUUUUUUUUUUGUUAUUUAAAUUAGUAAAAAAUGGAGCUAAUUAUUACUACGUGAUAAUGCUUAUAAUAUAUCACUUUUUUUUAGACAAGAUAUUUUUUUUAGAAAAUGUAAUAUUACAAAAAUAUAAAAUGCCAAAGGAAUACUUCCUAUUAUAUUUAUUUCUAUUUAAAAAUAAUCCAUUUUUUAAAAAAUUUCUUUUUUUUAAAAGUUUUUUUUUAUCAUUCCAUACAAAAGGAUAUUUUUUAUUUGCUGAUUAUGUAGUUAUAAAAAAUAUUUUAACAUCAUGUUAUAAAUUAUUACCAUUUGAUAAUUCGAAUUAUUUAAUUGUUUUAAAUAAUUCUUUAUAUUUACAUUUUUUUAAAAUAUAUAAAUAUUUUUUUGAUCAAAAUUCAUUUAAUUUUUCUUAUUAUCAUUUUGCAUUCUUUAUGCUUAUCUCUUAUUUUUAUCUUGGAUAUUUUACACACAUUAAAAAGUUUCUAAUAGAUUUUUGUGGAAUUUUUUCAUCAUUACGUCGUGCAUUGCAGUCUGGAAAUCGUGGAGAAGAAACAUUAACUAGAACAACGGGAGAAGCAAACAAAGUGAACAGAACAACCACAUGCCAACCAAUACACAGUUACAAGAACGACAUUCAUUUACUCACUAGGAAUAGUAGUAAUCUACUUCAUAAGGACAUUCCCAUCGUUUUUAAAAAUAAAAUAGACAAUAAUACAUCCUUUUUUACGAUAAAAAAAUUCACUCCUCAAGGUAUAGAAGGUGAUACUACACAUUGCCAAACUAAACCAAUCAACGUAGACAAUCGAAUUUUACAAAAAAAUGAUCAUCUAAAUUUAUUAGAUAAACAAAAUGAAGGUUUUGAAAAAGAUAUAUUGAACAGUAUUGAUGUUUUAAUACAAUUCUUUUAUGAAUUAUUGCUAAAAUUAUUGUGUGAAAUAAAUUUCAAAAUAUAUGACAAUCAAAUUGAGCUAUUAAUAUUUCGACACAAUAAAAACUUAGAUAUAUACAUACAAAUUAACAAUUUUAUAAAUAACUUUUAUGGAUCUUCUACCUUAUAUUAUGACAAAAAUCAAGAUUGUUCAGAAAAAACAGACAAAGAAAUAAACAAUGGAAAUACAGGAAAUAUAAUAAACUUAAAUUUUUAUGAUAAAAAAAAUAACAUCCAUAUAUUUUUAGAAAUAAUUAAUUUGUUUUUUAAUAUAUAUUAUUGUUUGUUUUCCAUAAAAUUAAGUUUAAAAAAAAAAAAAAAAAUUAUAAAUAAAAACAAAUUUUAUAGUAAAUACCUUUUAACCAUAAUUUCAAUAUUAUUUAUGCUAGCGACAAAAACGGAGGAGGGAGACAAAAAACAAAAUAAAAUGGAAAAGAAACAAACUCAAAUUGUCUUUCCAUUUUUUAAAGACAUGCAUUUUAAUAAAAAUUAUAAUAACAAAGAAGAAUGUUAUACUUUUUCAAAAGGAUUGAAAAAAAAAAUAAUAAAUAAUCUGCAAAUAAAAAAGAAAGGGCCCUCAUUAGCAGCCCUUUUUUGUGUAUUAUGUAUUAUUCAAUAUAUUAACUAUUUUAAAGACAUGAAAAAAAAAAUAAAACAAAAAAUUAUUUUUAUAAUUAACUUUUUUGGUGCUAAUCAAAAUUUGGCAUAUUUAAAACAAGACUGCAAAGAAAAUGUAUCUUCAAAAAAUAUUCAUGAAAUUUAUAAAACAAUUAUAAAAAACAUACCACAAAAUAUUAAAUAG
Molecule: messenger RNA, 6648 nt
Organism: Plasmodium vinckei vinckei
Lineage: Eukaryota; Apicomplexa; Aconoidasida; Haemosporida; Plasmodiidae
Product: conserved Plasmodium protein, unknown function
Exons: 2
Coding region: 1-6648 (2215 amino acids)
Molecular function (GO): protein binding
Source: RefSeq, a predicted model, not a curated record